ACCCGCUCAACUAUCACACCACCAUCCACACGUCGCUCCAUCAAACGAAUUUAUCGCAUUCAACCUUACUCACUCGACUUAUAAAUUAAUCGAUACUAAAUAAAGGAAAAAAUGGCUGGUGGCAAGGGAAAGUCUGUCGGUGGAAAGGCUGCCCCUGGCAAGGAUGCCGCGGGGAAAAGCCAAAAAUCCCACAGCGCAAAAGCUGGCUUGCAGUUCCCUUGCGGUCGUGUCAAGCGUUUCCUCAAGAACAACACCCAGAAUAAGAUGCGCGUCGGUGCUAAAGCUGCCGUCUACGUCACAGCUGUUCUCGAGUACUUAACUGCCGAAGUCCUCGAAUUAGCAGGAAACGCCGCCAAGGAUCUCAAAGUCAAGCGUAUCACACCGCGUCACUUGCAACUCGCCAUCCGUGGUGACGAGGAACUCGACACUUUGAUUCGCGCCACUAUCGCUUUCGGCGGUGUCCUACCUCGUAUCAACCGAGCGCUGUUGCUCAAGGUCGAGCAAAAGAAGAAGGGCAAGGUUGACUCUUAGAUUCUUUCUCUUUUAAUUUUCUUCGUUCUCCUUGGCGUCGACUUUUCGGCAAUUUCCACACAAAAUCAAUCGAGCUGGACUUGUUCUACUUCAAUUGAUCGACACAUCGACACGACAAUUGACGGAAUAUCAGCUCUAUAUUGUUUCUCAAUCCUCCUUCUCCGACUUUCUUCCUGAUUGAUUGAUUACCUAUGGGUUCGGGUUCUGUUUAAUGCUGUGCUUUGCUUUCACAUUUUGAUUUUGAUCACAAGGGGCGGUGUUUACGUAACGGGUUACAUUUAUCUCUUCUAUUUCUAUUAUCCUCUACUGUGUUGACUACCUAUUGUGAAAAGUAGUUUAUUUGCCUUUUGUCUUUCUCGACAGACGAAGAGGGAAUUAGGUGGUUUGGGUGUGUGCGUAUAAAUUGUGUGUCUAGGGAAUAAAACUUUUACCUGUUUUCAUUAUUUCUACAAGUCAUUAAAUGUGCCCUGAUUGAUUGAUCAUUACCCACACCAAGAGGCUUCUUCAUCUGUAAGUACCACUCUACAACUGUGCAUGGAAUAUUAUCCUUGACAUUU
Molecule: messenger RNA, 1088 nt
Organism: Talaromyces stipitatus ATCC 10500
Lineage: Eukaryota; Fungi; Ascomycota; Eurotiomycetes; Eurotiales; Trichocomaceae
Product: histone H2A
Exons: 3
Coding region: 112-531 (139 amino acids)
Cellular component (GO): nucleosome
Molecular function (GO): structural constituent of chromatin; protein heterodimerization activity; DNA binding
Source: RefSeq, a predicted model, not a curated record